AUGGCAGGUUCUUCAAGCUCACGUUUACGUUUCUUUCAAGUCACUAAGAAAGCGGCUGUCUUCAUUUCGCGACUAAGGAGUCAACAAGGAUCUUCUGGGAAAUCGUAUUCCACACUUCCGGAGGAACUAUCCGUUCGUCAAUUUUCACUGGCAGAUAUCAAAGCCGCCACCGCCAACUUCGAUGAAGGCUUGAUUAUCGGUACAAGUAUUUUCGGAUCUGAAUACAAAGUGAUUAUAGAUCAUGGGGCAUUUACUGUUGCUAUCAGACGCAUGGAAUUAUGUCUUACUUUAUUCCGAACUGAAGUGGGAGAAACACUCCUUGUUUAUGAAUAUCUGUGCAACCGGUCGCUCUACGAUUGUCUCCAUGGUAAUGCUAUCAAUGCUAAUCCUUGGGAAAAGAGGCUAGAAAUUUGCUUUGGUGCAGCACGUGGAUUACAUUACCUUCAUACCGGAACCAAGUACGUAGUAAUGCACCGCAACGUGACCAACACUAUUCUUUUAGAUCAUGAUUGGACUCCUAAGCUUUCUGGUUUCUUUGUGUCCAAGUUAGGACCUCGGAGCAUGUCGAAAGCUUUGAAAAGAAAAGAGGCACCAGUUGAGGGUGCUUUCGGAUACCUCGAUCCAUAA
Messenger RNA from Hibiscus syriacus, 627 nucleotides. RefSeq names its product probable receptor-like protein kinase At5g38990. Gene Ontology annotation, biological process: protein autophosphorylation. The coding region runs from base 1 to 627 and encodes 208 amino acids. NCBI's taxonomy places the organism in Eukaryota, Viridiplantae, Streptophyta, Magnoliopsida, Malvales, Malvaceae. Gene Ontology annotation, molecular function: transmembrane receptor protein tyrosine kinase activity; ATP binding. The transcript is spliced from 2 exons. Gene Ontology annotation, cellular component: plasmodesma; plasma membrane. The record is from RefSeq and is a predicted model, not a curated record.